UCCAGCGCCGGUGUUCCAGUCACUAUGUCGGGUUUCCCGGCAAAGGGUGCUGGGGUCCGCGAUGGCCCCAUGGGUCUCAGAAAAUCUUGGACCGAGCUGCUGGCGGGCAGAGUCAAGAAGCAAAAAUACAACCCUGAAAGGGAACAGAAAUUAAAGGAUUCAGCUCUGCAACUCCUAAGAUACCAUCAAAACAUGAACGACCUUUUACUAGAGGUAGAAGAUCCACAGUGUAAAAAAUUGUGUCUCAGCAAACUGAUUGACUGUGACAGUGCUUCAGCCUACUCUGAUCGGUCCAGUUCCUUCAUUGGCUCUGCUUUUCAGGAUCAAGCCUCACGGCUGGGAGUUCCUGUGGGCUUACUAUCUGCCAGAGUGUUUGCUUGCAGUGUGCAGCAGAUCUGUGUGGAGCCCAGCCACCCUGUGCUGCUCAGCUCGGAGCAAAGAAAGAAACUGUCUUCCUUGUUAGAGAUCGCUCAGCAUUUGUUGGCACACAAUAUGUUUUCCCGUCUCACCUUCUGUCAAGAAUUGUGGAAAGCACAGAACUCAUUGUUGCUUGAAGCUGUGUGGUGUCUUCACAUGCACAGUGUUGUGAGCCUACAAGAGCUACUGCAAAGCCAUCCUGACACUCAGGCUAUGACCAUGUGGCUCUUCAGGAACCUAUGCAUUCUGUGUGAGCAGAUAGACGCACCAAGCCCAUCUUCUGAUACUACUAAAGCUAUGCUUUCUGGUAUUGUGCAACUAUUAGUUUCAAGAGGAUUUCAGGAAAGCUCAGACCCAAGAUGUGUGGAACCUGAAAAGAUACCCCAGGUUGCUACUGAUAUUCUACAGAGAAUGCUGGCUUUUGCACUUGAUACCCUGAAUGCUGAUCCACAGGUGACCUCGGCUUACCAGGCAGUGAGGGGCUGGUGUAGUGUAUACUCUGGACAUGUGUGCUGUGGUAUGAUUGCAGUGGAUUCUCUGAAGAGGUUCUUCAGUCACACUCUAACUCAGAUUCUGACUCACAAGCCUGUGCUGAAAGUAUCUGAUGCCAUUCAAAUGCAGAAAGAGUGGAGCUUUGCAAAGACCUGUCACCUGCUCACCACUCUGUAUUGUAGGGUUUUUGUGACACUAGGUCCGGAAGAGUCAAUUGGCCGUUUGCAGGAAGUCCUGGAGACGCAGGAGGUUAAUUGGCAACAUGUGCUCUCCUGUUUGUCCACACUGGUUGUCUGCUUUCCUGAGGCCCAGCAGCUGGUUAAAGACUGGGUGGCCGGUUUGAUGACCUGUGCCUUUGAGAGCUACCACCUGGACAGCAUGGUCACUGCGUUCCUGAUUGUGCGCCAGGCUACUCUGGAAGGCCCCUUUGUAUACCCAUCCUAUGCAGACUGGUUCAAGGAGUCCUUUGGGAGCUCACUUGGCUACCACAGCUGCAGCAAGAAGGCGCUGGUCUUCCUCUUCAAGUUCCUGUCUGAUCUUGUGCCCUGGGAACCCCCUCGGUACAUGCAGGUGCAUAUUUUCCACCCACCACUGGUCCCAAGCAAGUACCACUCCCUCCUGACAGACUACAUCUCGUUGGCCAAGACAAGGCUUGUUGACCUUAAGGCAAGUCUGCCCACUGCUCUUAGUACCCAGUGCCUGCCUUUGUAUCCACAUGUUUGUUUUUCCCCUUUGAAGGUUUCCGUAGAGAAUAUGGGACUCUACGAGGAUUUGUCCUCCUCUGGGGACAUGGCUGAGCCUCAGAGCCAAGCGAUCCAAGAUGUUGAGAAGGCCAUCGUGGUGUUUGAACAAACAGGGAAAAUCCCAAUGCCUGUCAUGGAGGCCAGCAUAUUCAGGAGGCCCUACUACCUGUCGCACUUCCUCCCCGCCCUGCUCAAACCUCGAGUGCUCCCACGGGUUCCUGACUCCCGGAUGGCCUUUAUAGAGACCCUGAAGAGAGCAGAUAAGAUUCCCUCAUCAGUAUAUGAUGCCUACUGCCAAGCCUGUGCCGCUGCUGAGGAGAAGCAGCCCGAAGAUGCCACCCCAGGAAAAAGGACAAAGCCUGACUGUGCUGAACAGCCCCUGGGACUGCUCAAAGCUGCACUUGAAGAGCUCAGAGCUUUGAUGACAGACCCCAUCCAGUAUGAUGUUAUAUCUGCUCAGGUGGCUGCGAUCUCUGAAAGACUGAAUGCUGCUGUGGGUCACAGUAACGAUGACGGCAGCCUCGGGAGAUCAAAGAUUCAACUCAGUGUCCUUACUCCCACUCUCCAGACACAGGACCAGGCGGUUGUGGAUCUCCUGCUCACAGCCUUCUGUCAGAACCUAAUGGUGGCCUCUAGCUUUGUGCCCCCGGAGAGGCAGAGCCCCUGGGCUGUCCUUUUCGUGAGGACCCUUUGUGGACACAUGCUUAUCCCUGCGGUGCUCACUCGGCUCUGCCAGCUGCUCUACCACCAGGGUCCAAGCCUGAGUACCCCUCAUGUACUGGGGUUAGCUGCUCUCGCCGUACAUCUGGGCGAGUGUAGGUCCAUGCUUCCAGAGGUGGAUCCAGGUGUUCUUGCACCUGCUGGCAGCCUUUGUGUCCCUGAGUUAUUGAACAGCCUCCUGACCUGCCGUACAAGGGAAUCUCUGCUAUUCUGCUUGAAAUUCUGCACAGCCGCGAUUUCUUACUGUUUAUGCAAGUUCUCUGCGCAGCCCCACGCUGCCUUGCGCAACUGUUUGUCUCCAGGCCUGAUCAGAAGGUUUCAGUUCAUUGUGUUAAGAGUGUUCUCAGAGGCCAGAGCACCUUGUCCUCCAGAGCCCACAGCUUCCCUCUCCUGGAGACCCUUGUACCUUCCUUCUGCAGACUGGCAGAGUGCUGCACUCUCUCUGUGGAGAUGGAACAGUUUCCAAGAACUGUUGAAGGAGAAGGAAUUUUAUUUAACUUACAGAGAUUGGGUACAGCUGGAAUUGGAAAUUCAACCUGAAGUUGAUGUUCUCUCGGAUACAGAAAGACAUGACUUCCACCAGUGGGCGAUCUAUGAACACUUCUUGCCAGCACCAUCUGCUCUAGGAGGCUGCGAUGGAAACGUGGAAGCGGCGUACACAGUCCUUGUCAGUGAGGUGAUGAACUUCUACCAAAGUUCGAGGAGUUAUAACCACUCACAGGAUUCUAAUUUGGUUCUCGGGGGCCGCACAGGAAAUGAGGACAUUCUUUCUAGGCUACAGGAGAUGGCAGCUGACCUGGAGCUGGAUCAAGUCUCUUCUGUCUCCUCUGGUUGUUCAACUUCUCAGAGUCACAUUCUCUUCCGGGUAUUCAACAGACGGCUCCAAGCUCUGGCAAGUGGAGACAGCAUGGCUAAUCGUCUUAGGAGACAGCGAGAGCUGCUCAUAUGCAAACGGCUUUUCCUCCGCCUGCCUCCAUCUGUUCUUAUGGGCAGCCCCCAGACCAGACAGCCUGUCUCCCCCAACUGUGAGGAGUUCUUUAACCUGGUCAACUCUGAGUUGAGAAACUUCUGUUGCCAUGGCAGUGUCCUGACCCAUGAUAUUACCAUGCACUUCUUCAGGGGGCUCCUUAAUGUGUGUUUUCGAAGUCAAGACCCAGCAUUGGUGGCCAACCUGACCCUGACAGAGUGCCAGACCAAAUGUCCCAUGAUUUUGACCUCAGCACUGUUGUGGUGGUCCAGGCUAGAGCCAGUACUUUGCAGUCGGUGGAAGAAAUGUCAUCAGAGCGCACUGCCUCGUGAACUGCAGAGGCUGCAGGAGGCCCAGGAGUUUGCCAGCAAGUUCCUCUCUGAUUCAGCUUCCCCAGCACCCAGCCCAGCCUGGAUCUCAGCUGCUGCACUGCACUUUGCAAUUAGAGAAGUUAAGAAGGAAAAUGUCAAGGCACAUCUGAAAAGGCUAGACUGUGAGAGGAAAGAGCUACUCAUCUCCCUCCUCUUCUUUUCCUUGAUGAACCUACUCUCAUCCUACCUGACCCAACAGGACACUGCUGAAUAUCUGAAAGCCAUGGAUAUCUGUGCUGAGGUCCUCAUGUGCUUGGAAAGAAGGAAGGUUUCCUGGCUCGUGCUUUUCCAGUUGACAGAGACAGAUACCGAGCUGGGGCACCUUCUCCGCUUGGCCCCAGAUCAGCACACCAGGUUGCUACCAUUUGCCUUUUACAGUCUCCUCUCCUACUUCAGUGAAGAUGCCAUCAUCAAGGAAGAGACUUUCCUGUAUGUUGCUGUCGAUAUGUACCUCAAGCUGAUGCAGCUCUUUGUAGAUGGGGAAACCGGGACUGUGUUACCUCAGGCCAGCAAAAGCUUAAAGCUCCAAGGUCACUCCUUGCUGCAGGGUAGCCCUAUACAUCUGAUAACAGAAGCACGUACUUUUCUGCUGCAGCUAAUACCUCAGUGCCCAGAACAGUGCUUCUCCAACAUGACAGAGCUGCUGGCUGGUCGAGGAGACUAUGACCCUGAGAUGAGCAACGUCCUCCUGCGGAGGCGGCAGGCUGACCCCAGCUUUGAUCUCUACCAGGAGCCUCAUCUGUUCUGACUGUACCCAUCUCAGUGCACCAGCCGGCACCUUUGUGAAUAAUUUAUUGCAAGCAUUACAUGGAGUUCUUGUUACACUAGAAAGUAGAUUACAAAUCUCCUUGAUUGCUCUAGUUAGGAAAAAAAUUAAUUAUUCAUAAUUUGUUUCUAGCCUUAAAUUGCUCAGUGUCCAUAGGAAAAUAAACUGCUAGUACCACA
Messenger RNA from Mesocricetus auratus (golden hamster), 4655 nucleotides. RefSeq names its product FA complementation group A (gene Fanca). The transcript is spliced from 42 exons. Gene Ontology annotation, biological process: interstrand cross-link repair; regulation of regulatory T cell differentiation. Bases 25 to 4458 code for a protein of 1477 amino acids. The record is from RefSeq and is a predicted model, not a curated record. NCBI's taxonomy places the organism in Eukaryota, Metazoa, Chordata, Mammalia, Rodentia, Cricetidae. Gene Ontology annotation, cellular component: Fanconi anaemia nuclear complex.